GAGGGGAGUUAAACUAAGUCAGCUCCUGCUUUGUGAAGAAAGUUUUCUUUCACUGCCUGGCUCAGGGCUGCCUCUGAGAGGACUGAUGUGGGUUUGUUAUUGCUGGGCUAAGGAGGCACUUUGGAUGGUCAUGGGCCUGCAUUCAGUCAUUUUAUUCUGUGCGGUUGUCGCAGGAGUGCCUAGGAGAUCCAAGGAGAAUUUAGGCCCAGAAACUGCCUGUAUGACUGACUGUGCUGAACACAAUGAGCUGAAUUUCUCCACGGGAUCCAGAUACAGCUACAGGUAUUCAACAGCUACCAAUACGUUCCUGCAGGGAAGCAUCUACAAAAGGAGUGGCAUAGCUCUGGAAGGUAAAGUGAUCAUUGAAGCCCUAGGAAAGUGCCACAUGUUCUUAAAGUUGCAAGAUGUUCAGCUAAAGAAGACCCUGGCAUCCAGAGAGGAGUCUCUGAAAGAAAUGGACAGUUUAAGGGGAGCACUAGAGCACCAUCCACUUCCGUUUUCUUUCCAUAAUGGGAAAAUUCUGAAGAUCUGCCCUCUGCAGCGCGAACAGGCCUGGGUGCUGAACAUCAAGCGGGGCAUUCUCAGUAUGCUUCAGACCUCCCUUGUGGCUGCUGGCGGCGGAUCCAUUGAAGAGAUGGACAUUCUGGGAAAAUGCCCAACCAAAUAUCGGCGGAAAGGCCCUCUUAUUUUGAAGACAAAAGACUUACAUCUGUGUUCUCACCGGUAUUCGGGUUUUAUUUCCCCGAAAUCCAUAGCUCUGCCUGAUGUACAGUCACAGCAGCAGAUCCUAUCCUCCAGACUGGAAUGCGCCCAGAGCUUUAAGGAUGGAAUCUUGACAGAAGCCAAAUGCACUGAAUCCAGUCUUGUCACGCCUUUCUCUAGGAAGGGCACUGGGGCAAAGACACAGACACAGUCCUCAUUGAAACUCCUGCAAGUGGAAGCAGGGGUGUUAUACAGUACAGUGAACUCCAGUGAUCUCUAUGUGAGUAAUCUGCUGUAUGAACGAGAGGGAAAUGAGAGGCCAUCCACAGAAGAGGAGGUGGCUGAACUGGUGCGGAAGCUCUGCUUAGUACAUGGCAUGAGUUUUGAGACUGCAGACCUCUUCAUGACUCUGGUGUUUGAGCUUCGAAGUCUCUCUGCUGAGGCUUUAAUAGGCCUUUGGCGCAGAUCUUCAUUUAAAUGCAGGGACAACUGGCAGCCAUUAGUAGAUGCUCUCCCAUCCUGUGCUACAGAGGCCUGUGUUGUCCUGAUGAAAGAAAUUAUUGUUGCAAAAGAAGUGGAGGAAGACAAAAUGGAAUCUUUCCUUUGGUCAUUGCCAUUCAUCCCUGAGCCCACCGCAAGCAUGAUCGACACUCUCGCUCCUUUGCUACAGUCACCAGGAGCAAGUCAGAGCAUCUUCUUAGGAAUAACUGCUCUGGUGCAUCAUUAUUGUUCAGCUAACAGUGCCUGUGACCUUCUGCCUGCAGUACAGAUGGUGACAAGUAUUCUGGAAGCAUAUUUAGGAGGAAACUGCACCUUGCAAGAAUCAGGACGCAGCCAGCUAGUGUUAAAAGCAAUUGGAAAUGCAGGGCUGGCAGCAACUUCCCUAACACCUGUCCUGAGUUCUUGUGCAUCCCUGAGAAGCAACCCUACAGAAAUUCGCCUGGCCGCCAUACAGGCCUUCAGACGCAUCCCCUGUGCUGCCAAUCGUACUAUAUUAGCCCAGCUAUAUCAAGCAACUGAUGAUGAUGUGGAAAUAAGAAUUGCUUCAUAUUAUACAGCAAUGAAGUGUCCAAGUGAAGAGCUGUUUAACCAAGUACAACAGACUUUGCAGGAGGAGACAUCCAGCCAAGUGGGUUCUUUUGUUUGGAGUCACCUCUCUCAGCUCCUGGAGACAGAUGACCCAUUAAAACAGCAUCUUAGAGAGUCUCUUCCUGAUGACAUCCUUAGCAGAGAGUUUGACUGGGAGAUAUGGAAAUAUUCCUCAUAUUCAGAUGCCACUUUUCAGUCAGCAACUGUAGGUGCAAAUGUGGAGGCAUCACUGGUCUUUUCUCCUGCUUCUUUCAUCCCACGAUCAAUAAUGACAAACUUCACUAUACAUGUUCUAGGUCGGGCUAUAAAUCUACUGGAGUUUAGUGUAGGGCUAGAGAAUGCGGAAGAUCUUAUGCAGAAGAUGCUUGGACAACACUCUGCUAUUUUUAGUGAAUACUUCUUUACAAAUACUGAUGAAAAAAAUUCCAAAUCGGAAGAUUCACGGGAGACAGCUGGAAAACCCAAACAAAAGAAGCUGACUUCAAGGAGAUACAGUCGGGGAGAUCGUCUUGUGACCAAAAUUGCCAAGCCCAAGUUAAGAGAAGCACAGCAGGGCUGUCCAAGUGGAAAGUUCAAUAAGAUGAGUGAUUUAAUGAAAAAGUUUACUGAAAGGAAGGGAAAAAAGGAGCUGAAAUGCAAACUGAGCAUGAAAAUCUUUGGCAAUGAACUCAGCAUUUUGGACUGUAAAGAUAUAAAGAAACAAUUGAAACAUUAUUCCCUGAGUGUGGCGGAGCUGGCCGUCAAGCUUCUAAAGGGACAAGAGGUCCAGUUUAAUAAAAGAUUAAGUCUGGCUACCGAAGAAUUGCUUUUUCCAUCAAUUUCAGGCUUUCAAGUUAGACUGGCUUUAAAUGCUUCAGCAGCAAUCAAUGUAAAGAUCAAAGGGAAUAUGGAUUUCAAACAACAAUCAAAUUUUUUCAUAAAUGGAUAUAUCAAACCAAGUGCAUUUAUCCAAAUUUCUGCACAAAUGGGAAUUGUGGGGAUUUUGGGAAAAGCUGGCCUGAACUGGGUGACAGGAAUGAGGACAUCAACCAACCUUGAUGGAGGAAUCCAGGCAAAAAAGGGACAAGAACUUAAAAUUUUCUUGAACACCCCUGAAGAAUCCAUGGAGAUAAUUGAUUUCAGCUCCAAAUUUUACCUCAGAACAAUGGAUGAGAUGGAAAAUAUUGAAGGCUUCCAAGACCAUAUAGAAAGCAAAUCCUGCACUAGUGAGGAAGUGUCCAAGAUUUUUGGCUGGCAGUUGUGUUCUGAAAUGUCUUAUCCUUGUAAAACCAGUAAUUUGCCUUUCCUACUCUCUGGACCAUCAAAAGCAGCUGUGACAUUAAAGAAACAAGAUAAAGGCUUGCAACAGUACCUGUUGGAAGCGGCCUACAAAUAUAUUCCUCAGGAGGAUUCUUGGCUUCCAAGUGAAGCUGUCCUUUAUUUCUUUAUUGGGACACCAAAGUCAGACCUGAAAAGGGAUGUUGGGGUUGACUUCAGUUUUAAUAUCCUACAGAAGACAUUCAAAGUCAAAUUUAUACAACCAAAGAAAAAAAUCCAACUUGAUGGAAAACUUGAGUUAUCCAAGAAUUCACAAAUUGGACACCUGAAGCUGAUACUAGAUGACAAAGAAGUCUAUUACAUUAAGGGAAUGACAGAUUUGCAAACAGCAAGUGGAGAGCAGAGAUAUGCAGUCCAGCUGGAGGUUAAGCUGAUAAAGCAAGGCAGUCCUAUCAUUCUGUCAGGAAACUUCACUAAGCAACUUGGCAAAAAGAUAGCUUUUUCAAUGUCCCUGCAUAAUUUACUGAAGGAUGCAGCGUUUCUUUCAGUAUUUCUGGAGAAGAAAGUUGAUGAUAAAUUGAGGCAGUUCUCACUUGAAGGGGAGACCUACUUUCCAGGUGUUCUUGGAUCUCAUACCAUUGGUCUGUUGCAGCAACGAGGAAGCAUGUGGUCUAGUGCUCUGAGAAUAAAAUAUGGACUUCUAGGAAAUGCAAAAAAUCUUCAGCAUGAAUGUAAUGCAGGACAGAAAAUUAAAGAGGAGACCAGUCCAAAUGAAGUGUAUAAACUGGAUCUGGGGCAUGAGCUUCACUGUACACAGACUCCAUCCUAUAACCACAAGGCUCAUUUGAGGCAUGAAAAGAGUUCAUCUCAGCUCUACUCCCAGCUGGAAAUCAGCUAUGGCAAACACUGGGAUGAAAUCAACAACAAGAAGAAGCUACUGAUCAGCCAGACAUUUAAAAAUAGUUCAACCCCAUCUCAGGUCAACUACUUAAUGGAGUUUACCAUGCAAGUCCCUGAAAAGCAGGUGAAUUACAGAACCCAGCUGCAGCACUCUCAUAUCUCUCAGGGCCGAUCGGAGAGUAGCACCAACUUUAAGGUGCAGUAUAAUGACCGCAUGCCAUUUGUGGCAGGACUGCAGUGGAAAGAUACAUCCAGAAAUUUCCUUAGGAAGUGGGAAGGUGCACUAAACAUGGACACCCCAUGGCUAUAUCUGUAUGUAGCUCACAAACUACACCAACCUGAGCAAGCUACUUAUUUGUCUACUGUGGAGCUAACAACCGGGAAAGCCCUUUCCAUCAAGAACCUGGUGGUGGAAAUCUUCUGUAAAGACAAAGACAAUGAAAAAGAAGGGAAAAUCUAUAUCUAUACACCAACUACUACAUACCUGCGGGCAUCCACAGUCAAUCACCUUGAGAGAAAUGUUCUGCAUAGCUACAAUGAAGUGGUAUCUGUAUGGAAUCAGCUUGUGAGAAAUCAGGUUCAUUUGGAGAAUAGCAAGCAAGCCAAAUUUUUCUGCUUUAAGAUAAAGACUCUGAAGCAGGAGUUUAAUUUGACAGCUGAUUAUUUACACCUGCAGGGGCCUAAACGGAGUAAUGUCUCUGUGAGGGCCCAAUGGACGGACCACAAGAGUCUGCCAGUAGUGUUGCUGCUGGAGGGUCAGAUAGAAGAGCUGAAGAAAGAUAAAAUGCUCUACCAGAAACGUGGAACUAUCCAUUUCAGACAUCCAUUUAAACUGCCCAUUCCUCAGAGCUUCCUUCUCCAGGAGACAUUUACUGUAGACAAAAAGCAAAGCCACUACUUCUUGGAGACUAAAAUUUUGAUAAAUGGGCUGGAUGAAUCAGUUCAAACCUUUACACUUGGCUAUCAAGCUGAACAUCCCUAUAUUUGUGCUGGCUUAGCUCAUCCUUAUAACAGCAAGAUUUUCCCCCAAAACAUAGAAAUAUGUGCCUUAACCCGAAAUCACCAAAGUGCAAAGCAUGAGGUUGAAGCUGUUCUGAAAGUCAAUAAGAAAGAUGCCCUCAGGCUUCUGGGCAAGUACCAGAACAAAUCCAGUGAGACGGAUUUCAGACAUCUCUUACACAUGGACAUGGCUCACUCCUUCCAGCUCAAGUUUCCACAAGCACUGGCCCUGGGUGGAGAGCUAUUUUCUACACAAACCAAACUGGGAGUCUUUGAUUAUGGUCUGAAUACGAAAGUCACAAUCAACAGAAAUGAUUCUUUACAGUUUACUGCUCAGCUAAAUGGAUCAAACACUCACUUCGGAUUUUCUUCCCAGUUUACUCAUCCAUAUCAAACAAAAUUCCCCCAAGACUUUCAGGCCCAUGCAGCUGUUAAGAGCUAUGGUGAGAACAGCUUCAGAGGAUCACUUUACCUUCGUUCUCGUGGAAAGGAUCUAGUGCUGCUGGAGGCUGAUAUGAGCAAGGAGAAUAGAAAGAAUAUGAGGGUUGUUGGAGUGAGCGCUCUUCUGUAUCAGGCAAUUCUGACAGAACCAGAGUCAGUACAGCUGCAGCUAAUGAGCAAAGUAUCUCCAACAAGACUUUUAUUAUCUUCUGAGCUGAAGCUAAAUGAGAACAGGCUUCAUCUAGAUUUUGUGGGAGCCAAGGAGCAGAAAGUUGGUCUUGUCCUGUCCCUGUAUGGGAAAGUCCAACACAACAUUGGUGGCUUGGAGGUCAUACCACAGUUUUUUUCUCUGAAUGGAUCUCUGAAGCGCAAGAACAACAUUCAUGAAGGUAACAUCAGUGUGGUGCUCAAUAAGGCACUGUAUGGGCUGCAGCUCAGGAACAGAAAUGUAUUUGGGAACAUCAGUCUGCACAAUAUCACUUUCACAUUGACCCAGAACGGCAGCCAGGCAAUCCCAAUGGAAGCAAAGUUAAAAACACACCUGGAGCUCAAUAAAGGAGUCAAAAGGGGUCUAGCUAGUUUUCAGGUGGAUGGGCAAGCUCUCUCUAUGGAUGUUUCCAAUGUCAUGAAUCGGGAACACAGAGGAAUCACUGGGACUCUCAUACAUAACAUCAGCUCUUUGAAAAUUGCAGGAUUUCCUACAGAUGGUACUAUCACUGCCAUAUAUGACCAUGUCAUUGCCAACCACACUGUUACUGUAGCCUUACAGAGUGGCAGCGAAAGGAUUGUUGCUGCACUUGGAGUUGAGAGACUGUCCUUAGAAUCUCCUAAGUUACAACUAACUGCAAGUUUGAAGCACAACAUCACAAAGCUAAAGAAACAUGGUAUCCCUUUUACUAUAGAAGGUGCUUGCUAUUACCAGAACUUCAGCAAGAAGAUAGCUGCUGGGGUAACAGCCAGGGUGGAGAAGGAACAUUUCAAGAUGGGAGUAGAAAAGAAAAGCACCAGGAGUACUGUGGAAAUUGUCCUUUCGUUACACCAUGACCUGAGAGGACUGCUUACCAUUGUCCCAACUGUGGUACAGGUCAAUUGCAAUGGAGAAUCUACCUCUGAUCAGCUUUCUGGACAUUGCAAUGGAGAGGUUACAAGCUGUUUAUUUGAGACGCCAGCAAGAGUUUCAUUUAAUGGGUCAUUGAUCACCAGCAACUCUACAGCCAAGUUCAUUGGUCAUGUUUCUUCCAAUGAUGCCUUCAUCCGCCUGCACCUGCAUGCCACCUCUGGCCUCGAGCAUAGUGUGGAGAUUGGCUUCAACCAUUCCUUGCCUCAACUUCAGUCUCUUGGCAUAACCAAAGAGAACCAAGUGAAGAUGUCAGCAGUACAAGGAGACAAAUAUAAGGGCCUGAUGGACAUUGUCCUUGGACAGUGCACUUUCAAAGCAGCUGGAGAAGUGAAACCAGCAAAAAAUGAAACCAAUAUAGAAUGGACAGUUACUUUGAUGAAUACAUGUGUCACCCUUCAGAAGUUGGGAUUACCUCAGACUUUAGCCACCUGGGGCUCAUUCAUUGUGAACACCCGUAAUAUUAGCUCAACAAUCAACCUCCAGUGUGAUGGCAAAACAGCUGAUGUGCAAAUAGAGAGCUCCUGCGGACACAAACAUGUUUUCCAAGGAAUAUUGAGGCACUCUGUUCCCCAGUUCAGUGACCUAGGGCUUCCUGCCCAAAACUCCAUUCUACUUUCUGCAGCUAAAGGAUCUGCAAUUGAGGGCCUUUUGUUGCUACAGGCUGGUGAAUGCAAGUUCAAGGCAAGAGGAGAUUUACAGACCCAGAAUAGAACUGAAUGGACAUUGGAGACAGAAAUGGGAUGUCAGCUACUGCAGGAUCUCAAUAUCCCGGCUCAGUCACAGCUCACUGGAUCUGUUCAGAGGGAUGGCUGCCAAGCAAAACUUUUCUGUACCCUCAAAGCGGAUGGCAAGUCUGCCUAUCUGAAAGUGAGAACGGAGAGCCAGCCAAAGGUCACUAUGGAAAUUGAAUUCAGGCAUGAACUGCCUCAGCUGAAGGGAAUACCAGGAGAAAAUAAGUUGUCCAUCAUGGCAGAAAAAGAGUUAAAAUACAGUAUUCACAUAGAAUUGAAAUCAGGCAUUUGUGAACUUCAAGCCAAUGGGGACCUUCAAGUAGAAAACAGAGUUCAAUGGAAAAUGCUUAUUGAGAACAAAUGCAAAACAAUGCAGGAUCUUGGAACACCAAUAAAAAUUGAUGGAUCAGGAUACAUCCUGAUAGAUAAAAUGAACUUAGAUUCACAAAUGCAAAUCAUUGUCGAUGAAAGGACAUUACAGGGACUUCUUAUAUUAAAAGCCACUGACGAUAAACAAGAGCUGGAUGCCUCUUUGACUUCAGAAAAAAAUGGGGACCUCUAUAGAAGAUUCAUUCAGUUUAGUGUGGAUGGCAAAGAAAUUACAGAAGAACUGAACUUCAUUUGGAAGCUGGACCGUGUGUCGAUUAACUACAAGCUCACACAUAACAUAGAGGCACUGAAGGCACUGAGAAUAGAAGACAGGAUAGAGUUGCAGGCUACCAUUGACCUGAGAGAUAGCAAGAGUUUCAAUAUCAAAACACUCUAUGGUUCUGGUCUGUUGGUUCUUGGAGGACAAAUCCAAAAGUCUGAGUCAAGAACUAACGCGACUGGGAAUUUCCAGCAUACUUGGCCAUGGCUGACACAACUUGGAGUCUCAGCAUCUAUCCAGAUGGCUGUGUCCCUUCAAAGAUUAAAUUCCUCUCAAGAGAGACAUAUGCAAAUUAUGGCUGGACAAACAUCAGUCACAUACACAGUUAACUCUCGUUACGUUGGCCAGCAAAUGGAAUUUUUCUGCCAAUGUUUACAUAACAGUGAGGCUCUACUGACGUUUGGCUACCCUAAGGCGACCAAUCUGACUCUCGUGUUACAGAAACUAGAAAAAAAAGCCAGGACAACUCUUGAAAUUCGAUACGAUGACAAAUAUAUAACUUUGAAUAUGGGUGUUGUUGCUGACUUUGAACUAUAUGGUAUGUUUGAACUGAUGGCAGAGGUAAAACAUUCAAUAACCUCCCUCAAGGAUUUGGGACUUCCCUUCAUGAUUAAGGUAGCAUUCCUUGAAGGCCUGACUGAAAAUGAAAUUGAAGGCUCUCUGAAGUUGACCUAUAAGCUCAAUACAAGCCUCUCACUCUCUAUCCAUGUGAAAAACAAACAGCAAAGUGAAGAACUGAAUAUAAAGGUCCUACAGAAUGUCCCCUUCCUUCUUCAAUACCUCCCUGGUUCAACUGAAAUUUCCUCAAAGGUAAAUUACUCCAUGAAUGAAGCAGAAGGCAGACUUUCUAUCGGGAUUGAAAAAAAGGAUUUCCAUGUUGCAACUAAGUUAACUUUCACUGAGACCAAAUACAGAAAAGUCAUUGAAAUGAUGCACACAAUGCCCCAGUUAAAAAUCCUUCCAAGGCAGCUUGUCUUCAUAACAGUAUACCAGACAAAUAACAGAACUCAUUUGUUGAGACACAUUGUACUGUGGGACGGCAAGGAGGGAAAAGUAACAGCCACUUACAAUGGAUUCUUCCCAAAGUUAUCUGGAGCUCAUGACAUUAAGGUGGAGAUUUCCCAUCCUUUUGCCAUCCCUUUUCCCCAGCAUUCCAAGGUCAAUAUAUAUGUGGAGCAUUCAACACACUGUCAUCAGGAUGAUAUCACCAUUGGUUGGAACAACAAAGACCAGGUGUUAGUUUCAUCAUCCCUGAAAUUUGGAAAAGAGCAUGUAAACUACCAAGUCACUAUUGUUCACCCGUUUAAUUUCACCUUGAGGCAACUGGAGGUCAGUUCCCUGUCUGAAAGAAUCGGUGGAAAGUACAACCAGCAGAUGCAGCUUACUUGGAAUGGUGGGAAGCCUGCUGACUUCAAAAUUACUCUAGAAGACAAAUCUAAAUUCAGCAUCACCCUGUGGGAUGCUUGUGUGGUAGUUUCUUCAGGUCAGCUUCAGAAAGUACUAACUGUAGGAAGUCUUCAGGCAUGUGGGGCUAUAAAACAAACAACAAUCUUCCUUAAUGAGUAUCUAGAUCUGAACUGGGAUGGAAAAAAUAUCAGACAAAAUCUGACAUAUGAGAGAAACAGACCAUUGUAUCCAGCUAAAUUUCUGUUAGAAGUCACUUUGGAAAAUGUUUUUCUGACCUCAUGCAGCAAGCAACACAUGCUGAGUAAAAUAGGAACAGACUUCUCUACUUGGCUAGAUUACUACAUGAGUCUUGCCCUUUGUGACCUUCCAAAUGUAAUUGUUCUUGCUGGAAAGCAUCAGCUCAACAGAGGAGAUAUCAUCCUGCAGUCAGAAGGCAGACUCCGCCUUACUGGUGAUGGCAGAGACGACAGGGUGAUCACAAUAGCCUUAAAGAAUAACAGCACAGCUGAACUGAAGAAAUAUUUGAUGGAAUUUGAACUGAAAGCAUCUGAAGAUAUUUGGCUAGGCCUGUCAGGAACUGCUGUUUCCUCUGCUCUUCAAAGCCAAAUCCUGAUGGAGGGAAAUAUUGAUCGAAAAGAGAAAGUAAAAGUAACUGUGUCUAAAGCAAAGGAGUGUCACCAGUAUUACAUGGGCUAUGUAAAAGGAGACUUGGAGGAAGGAGUAGAGCUCACUGCAUGUAUUGAUGGACAACGGAUGGCUACCAUUAAUACCUAUCUCAAUGUUAAUGGUGUAAGGCAAGAAAGAUUGGGACAAUUGACCCUAACUGCUAUUAACCAGAGCUUGAGUUUGGUAGCUCAUGGGUGUGGAAAUUCAAUAAUUAAAGUUGAGUAUAAACUUAAUGAAAUUGGGUGCCACCUUAAAGCCAAACUCAUGGAGAAGAUCAAGAAGUUUGAUGAAUCGGUUUGGAAAUUCAGGAGCUCAGUGCAGCAAAUUGAUUUCCUGUAUGAAGCAGCUGGCUGGCCUUUGAAAGCCUCCCGGGAAGUUGCUGGAAUCCUGCAAAAUGGGGGGGGAGCUGUCACCCAGAUGUGGAAGCAGAGUGGAAUCAAGCAAGCUCUGCGGAACAACCUCCCACUGUACUUGGAAAAAAUUCAAGAGACUGUACAGCAAAUGCAAAAUGAACUACAAAAACCAUUAGCCACCCUGAAGGAUGCCUACUAUGAUGUGACUUUGAAGUCACUGGACGAAGUUUGGCAAGAGAAAACUGAGGAAUAUAUGAAGAAAAUCCAGGCUUUUGUGCCCAGUAUUGUAAAAGAUGUGUGGUUAAUGGAACCAAUCCAGGUGGCAUUAACAGCCAUGAAAACAAGCUUGGAUUUGGCAACACGUCAGCUACUGAGAUGGGCAGAUGCCAGGAUUUCCAGAGCUGUGAACAAGAUCCGGAAACCGUUAUCAAAUCUGUACAGUUUUUCAGCCAGGAACUGUUCAAUGGCAGUGAAACUGCCAGUGCUGCCUAAAGGAGACCACUUUGUGGGCCUGGCAAAUAUCACUAACUACCUCAUUGAGGAAAAGCUAAUGCGGCCUCUCCGGGACCUGUACAACAUCAACCCAGUUGCUGAGUAUUAUAGAAUCAAACAGAGGCUGAUGGAGAGCCCCUUUGAAUACCAUGCUGUACUGAUGGGAAACAAGCACAUCAGGACUUUUGAUGGAAGAAUGUAUGAUCUGACAUCGAGGUGCAGUGUGCUUCUUGCCAAGGAUUUUGUUCACAACACAUUUACUGUAGUGCUGAACCAGGAGAGUAGUGGCUUGGGUUCACUGCAUGUGAAAAUGAACUGGACAACCAUUGAUAUCUACCCCGGAUUGAAGACAUACAAGAUUUACAAUAUUUCCCUGCUGGAGGAGAACUGCCUCAGUCUGAAUCAGUCUGAAAAGAACGGACUCACCAUAAGAAAGGAGGCUAACAGAAUAGAAGUAUCGAAUGAAAAUUCAGUUUCUGUCUCCUGUGACUUUCACUAUGAUCUCUGUACUCUUACACUGGAUGGAUGGCAUCAUGGUGUGUCAGCUGGUCUUUUUGGUACCAAUGAUAAUGAAGCUGGAAAUGAAUGGAUGCUUCCCAAUCACUCCUACGCUGGUAGCAUGCAGGAAUUCACAAGGAGCUGGCAGGUGAGCAGUCAUUGCAGCUACGUGCAGAAGAAAGCAAAGCCAUGUUCCAGCACAGCUAAGACAAACAUUUGUAAAAUGUUUUUUCAAGAUCCCCACUCUCUUCUUAGGAACUGCUUCAAAGUUGUGGACCCUGAACCAUUCUACAGCAUGUGUGUGCAUGAUGCUUGUGAUUCCAAUGUACUGAAAGCUGUCUGCAACUUGGCAGCUGCAUUUGUUCAUUUGUGCAGCAGAAAUUUCGUCCCCUUGGAAAUUCCUUCUCAGUGUGUCUGAAUUUGCUUCUAAUGGCAACUGUCAACCCUGAAGAUGAAAAAAAAUGUGUUUGACAACCUAGAAGCAACAGUAUGGAAAAGAGAAAUAGAAUCCAUGAAACCCAUGAAUUACAACAGAUUAUAAGAAGAAAAGAUUUUCAGACUAUUGAGCCUGAAGAAAGUUUAAUUAUUACACUUAUUUGUCGUUAUAUUACAAUCACACCAGGGUAAUUCUAACAUAAGAGUACUUUUUAUUCUAACAUAAGAGUACUGUUGUUUGGUUACAAAUCUCAUUUUUAUCCCAAGUCUUGAACUAUAAUUUCAAUAUAAUUAAAACAAUUACAAUAUCUUGCAUCCCAGAUCAAUAAACUCUGGCUGCUUUAUCAGAAUGCUAAGUCUGAAGGUUAUAUUAAACAAUGAAAGUACAUUUCAUUAUUCUGUAGGACUCCAAUUCAGCCAUUUGAUCUGUUCUAGAGGGAUUCAUCUUCUAACUAAUUCGUCGUCUAACAUCUUUCUAAGAGAAGAGCACAAAAAGUGAGAUUUUUGAGAUGCUAAAAAAUAGCCAUUCCUUGUGCUCUCCCACCUGAUUCCCAUUACAAAACAAUUAGCACACAUCAUGUACAUUAGCUUAGGGUAUAUCUGCACUACAGUUUUGUCGGAAAAAUGGCCGUUUUUCUGACAAAACUUGAGGAACGUUCACACUGCAAUUGCGUUGUUCCACAAGAAAAUUGAAAGAACAGAAGG
Messenger RNA from Pelodiscus sinensis (Chinese soft-shelled turtle), 12444 nucleotides. It is a transcript of the gene APOLTP, whose product is annotated as apolipoprotein lipid transfer particle homolog. NCBI's taxonomy places the organism in Eukaryota, Metazoa, Chordata, Testudines, Trionychidae. Gene Ontology annotation, molecular function: lipid carrier activity. Gene Ontology annotation, biological process: lipid transport. The record is from RefSeq and is a predicted model, not a curated record.